Megalops cyprinoides (Indo-Pacific tarpon) is the source of this 1656-nucleotide messenger RNA. RefSeq names its product solute carrier family 22 member 13-like. The transcript has 10 exons. Bases 19 to 1656 code for a protein of 545 amino acids. Lineage: Eukaryota; Metazoa; Chordata; Actinopteri; Elopiformes; Megalopidae. Gene Ontology annotation, cellular component: membrane. Gene Ontology annotation, biological process: transmembrane transport. The record is from RefSeq and is a predicted model, not a curated record. Gene Ontology annotation, molecular function: transmembrane transporter activity.
UGAACCACCACGUGGAGAAUGAACAGCUUUGGGCAGAUCCUAUCGGCCAUUGGGGAGUUCGGGACCUUUCAGAAGCGCUUGCUGGUGGCAAUAUGCAUUCCCAACAUCUUCACCGCGUUUCACAUGUUUGGCCAGGUGUUCACAGGCCUCAAAAUGCCACAUCACUGCAACACCAACUGGAUCCUGGGACCAGGACCCAAUCUGUCUCAGGACGAGCAAAAGAACCUUACCCUCCCAGUGGACCAAGAUGGAGCCUAUGACAGCUGUCUGAUGUUCAAGCCAGUGGACUGGGACUUGGAGUCCAUUAAAACCUAUGGGAUCAACAGCACCUCUACAUGCAUAGAUGGAUGGGUGUAUGAGACACCCCCAAGAACCACCACACUGGUGACUGAGUUUGACCUGGUGUGUGACAACAGAGCUCUGAACGAAGCCUCACAAUCCAUCUACAUGGCGGGGCUUCUCAUUGGAGCCCUGGUGUUUGGGACAAUGGCAGACAAGUUUGGUCGCCGGACAGUGAUCCUGUUGUCGUUGCUUCUGCAGUUUCUGUUCGGGGUGGCAGCUGCCCUGUCACCCAACAUCUAUGUCUACAUUGCCUUCAGAUUUGUGGUUGGCAUGACAAUAUCUGGGAUUUCCAUCAACACAUUUGUUCUGGGGACUGAGUGGUGUGGCACCUCCAAGCGAUCCUUCUUCACCAUCUUCUCCCAUGGCUUCUUCGCCGUGGGUCUCAUGCUUCUCUCGGGCAUUGCCUACGGAGUGCGGGACUGGCGAACACUGCAGCUGGUGCUCUCUGCUCCUGUCCUGGCUCUUGGCAUCUACUACUGGAUUCUCCCAGAAUCGGCACGCUGGCUCCUGACACAGGGCAAGCAGGAGGAGGCCAAGGCAGUGAUCCUGAAGGCAGCACAAGCCAAUGAGAGAGAGGUGCCAGCUGGGCUUCUGGACAAGAUGGAAGCUGAGAAAGAAACCAAGACAGGCAAUAUGCUGGAUCUCUUCAGAAUUCCCUACCUGAGGAAGCGUGCUCUUGCUAUGAGCUAUGUUUGGUUUGUGACCAGCCUGGUAUAUUAUGGACUGAGCCUGAAUGUGGGCAAUUUUGGCCUUGAUGUUUAUCUCACACAGUUCAUCUUUGGUCUGGCUGAGCUACCAGCUCGCCUGGGGUGCAUCCCCAUGCUUGAACGCUUUGGAAGGAGAAACUGCCAAUGUGUUUUCCUGGUCUUUGGUGGGACGGCUUGUCUGAGCAUUCUGGCAGUUCCAGAGGACCUGCCGGUGGUGGUGACAGUCAUUGCCGUACUUGGGAAGUUUACCCUUGCAGCCUCAUUCUCCGUUGCAUAUGUGUACUCUGCUGAACUGUACCCAACAGUCGUACGGCAAAAUGGAGUGGGUUUGAACUCCAUGUGUGCCCGGGUGGCAGGUAUUGUGGCCCCUUUGGUCCGACUCUUGGAGGUCUAUCACAAAGCCAUUCCCAUGGUCAUUUAUGGAGUGUUCCCAUUGGCUGGUGGUGGGAUGUGCUUCCUGCUGCCUGAGACACUGAAUACAGAACUGACAGAUCACACAGAUCCCCUCAUGGGAAAUAUCAAGCCCUCUGAAAAAAGAAGUACUGAAAAUGAACACAAUCACAUUCAACAAGACAGCACAGCACAAGAGAAGAGCACUAAAUUAUAA